AUGCCGUGGGUCGAGGCGCUGGCGAAACAGCGGGAAGAGGAGGAAGCGGCGCAGCAGCGGGGGCGAGAUGAUGGUGCCGCGAUGGGAGGUGGGAAGGAGACGGCGGGAGCGCCGUCGGGGGUGAGAGUAGAUCUGGAGCCGAAGAGGAUGAGUGAGAGCUAUUAUCGGACUAUAUUGCCUCUUGCGCAGGACCCGUGGCUGCUGGAUACAUAUCUCAAUGCCUCCGGACAUAUCAGGCUUGGGUCUCUUCUCAUGGACCUCGAUGCCCUCGCUGGCGUGGUUGGUUACCAACAUACGGGCGACAACGUCACUAUGGUCACGGCCGCCGUGGAUCGAAUCGUGAUUGAAAACCCGCUAAAGGAAAUCUGCGAUCUCGAACUGAGCGGCCAGGUCACGUAUGCCACGGGCCGUUCGAGCAUUGAGGUAUCGCUGCAGGUCGCGAAAGCGCCGGCGACGCCGGGCCAGGAAGUCCGGCCGGAAGACGUCUUGAUUACCUGUGCGUUUACGAUGGUCUCGCUGGAUCCGGCGACUAAGAAGCCGGUGAAUGUUCCACCGCUUUUGAUUGAGACGGCAGAAGAACGGCGAUUAUUUGAGAAAGGGGAGCAGAACUAUAAUGCAAAACGGGCAUUACGGUCGCGAAGUCUGCGUCAGGAGACGCCGAAUGAUGAAGAGAGUGAUCUUAUUCAUGCUAUGUGGAUUACUGAGUUAGCAUACAAAGACCCCCAAAACCCCAUUGUGCGCCCUGACAACGUGAUUCCAAUGCAAGAGACGGCGCUGCGGUCGGCUCAGAUCAUGCAGCCGGAGUACCGCAACCGCCAUAACUUCAUGAUCUUCGGCGGCUACCUGCUGCAGCAAACGUUCGAGCUGGCAUUCUGCUGCGCAGCAUCCUUUUCCCACAGUCGGCCGACAUUCCUCUCGCUCGACCCCAGCACGUUCGACAAUCCCGUGCCGGUAGGAAGCGUGCUGUAUCUCAAGGCGGUGAUAUCAUACACGGAUCCGCCGCUGGCGUCCGCGGGCCCCACGACUACGACCUCGGCGGCCGCCGGCAGCGGCGGGCCUGGCGCCUCCUCCGCAGGGAGAAGAAGAUUCACGAAGGUGCAGGUACGCGUCGACUCGUCGGUUCGUGACGUCUCGCACGGCGCAAAGAAGCCCACGGGCGUGUUUAAUUACACGUUCCUGGUCGAGAGGGAUAUGCAAGUCAUGCCGAGAAGCUACGGAGACUUUAUGGUUUGGGUGGAUGCGAAGAGGAGGGCGAUCGCGACCGACAAGAGUUUGCCGGAGUGGGCGGUCAGCAGCAUGGCGAAUGGCGAGAAGGACUGGGAGGCGCUGGGGGAGCAGGUCAGAGAGGGCGUCACGGAGUGA
Molecule: messenger RNA, 1362 nt
Organism: Ophidiomyces ophidiicola
Lineage: Eukaryota; Fungi; Ascomycota; Eurotiomycetes; Onygenales; Onygenaceae
Exons: 5
Coding region: 1-1362 (453 amino acids)
Biological process (GO): acyl-CoA metabolic process
Cellular component (GO): mitochondrion
Molecular function (GO): fatty acyl-CoA hydrolase activity
Source: RefSeq, a predicted model, not a curated record